GCUCUAUGCUUUCAAGGGAGGACAUACGGCGAUAGCAAUGAGGAGCUGUACAGAUAAUAUCUAAAGAAACUAUUCGGCUGGGUCCUCUGUGAUUCAGCCACAAUUAGCUAUAUCAAAUUACCAACCAGUUCAAGCAUUAAAUCAUGGCUGAUGCCAAGCAGCCUUCUGACAGGCCACAGAGGAAGAUGUCCACUACAGGGGACAGUUUAUACAAGGUGCUGGGCCUGGAAAAGGGGGCCUCAGCGGAAGACAUUAAAAAAGCCUACAGAAAACUGGCUCUGAAAUACCAUCCAGACAAAAAUCCAGACAACCCAGAAGCCGCUGACAAGUUUAAAGAAAUCAACAACGCCAACUCGAUCCUCACCGAUGAGACCAAGCGCAAGAUCUACAAUGAAUACGGUUCAAUGGGGCUCUAUGUGUCUGAGCAGUUUGGAGAAGAAAGUGUCAAAUACUACUUCUUCAUGUCAAAAUGGUGGUUCAAGGCAAUGGUUGUAUGCUGUGGAGUCUUCUCCUGUUGCUGCUGCUGUUGUUGCUGUUGUUUCUGCUGUGGGAAGUGCAAACCACCAGUGGAAGAUGAGAACUACCAGUACGUGGACCCAGAAGACCUGGAAGCCCAGAUCAAAGCAGAGCUGGAUGGAGGAGGUGAAACUAUAAUUAUCGUCCAGCCUAUAUCUAGUCCUGCUCCAGAAAUCUCCAUUGAAACUGCACCGGAUUCAAAAUGACUUUGGGUCGGUGAUUUGGAAGAGCUGCAUCGUGGAAGGGAGGCUCAAAUAUCCCUAUUUUGGUCCAGCCCACUUCUACCGUCAUCACCUCUGAGUCCACGAAUAUUGCAGCCAGCCAGCCUGUGUACAACACCCAGAAAUGAGCCACCUUCCUGAUCCCGGUUCGAGUCAUCAAUGACGGAGACCUGCUGAGGGACUCUUUAAGGCACCUGACCUAGUGUGCUGACCGCAGGGCAUCAAGGCACCAGGACAUCCAAACUCCGCCAUAAUCUAACCCUGACCCACUGGAAACAAGUGGCAAUUUGCAAAAAGACAGGGAAGCCUCUGCCAAGCUCACUUUAACUGUGUCUCCAUUGGUGUGUAUCUGUCUGUAUGUCUGUAACCAUGCAUUGAUUAUAUCUCAAAAUUAAUAUAGCUGUGAGACUGGUGCCAUUAGGCUGUGCUCCAGGAGGGGGCUUUACUUAAGGGUGGUGUUCUGUCUGGUUCUGACUAUUUAUUUAUUUUAUUUUGUGCUUUGGAGUCGUUCUCUGGUAGAAGCAUGGAUGUGAGUGGAAUGAUCAUAUGAGUGCAUGCAAAGCAAUAACAGCAUGCUUCUACUAAACAGCAUUGGAACAUGCGUGCAUACUUCCUCCCCCUUUUGCGUCUUAAAGUGGUAGUUCAUUUAAAAAUGAAAAUUCUUGUCAUUUACUCACCUUCAUGUUGUUCCAAACACUGCAUGAUGUUUUCCCUAAUGUUAGCCUCAGUCACCAUUGACUUUCAUACAGCCAUACAGAUUUGGAACAACCCGAGGAUGAGUAGAUGACGAUUUGUUUUUGGUAAACUACUCAUUUUUAUUAAAAAAAAAAAACCCAAAGAGCCUCAACUUAGCAACUUUUUUUCCAGUCUGCUUUUUAAGGCUGGUGUAUUAUCUUUUCUGUUAAUAUCUCAGGCAUGCGGUCACCUGUUACAUGCAUUUGCAUUCUGAUUAUAUUUCAUUUCAAUUGAAUCAAUCCAUCUGACGCAAAUGGCAACACUUUCUGACCAAAGCCAAUGUUAAUGCCUCAACCGCCAUGCAGAUGUGUCACGCUUUGUAGUCAAAGCAAUGUGCUAUGGUCAUUUCCCUAAAAUCUUUCAACAGCAACACUUGAAAUUGCUGUUGAAAGAUGUUUUUCUAUGCACUUUUUUUCCCACUACCUUCAAAGGAGACUUCAAAUCACCAACAUAUCAACUGCAAAGGCUAGAAUAGCUGUAAAAAGCUGUAAAAUGUCAAUUUGUGGGAUCAACCCUUAUUUUGGUAAAUGCAAUGCCAAAUCAUUCAGCAAACCUAUGCUUUCUUUGUGUUUUAAGGACAUAUGAUGACUAAACGCAAAUAUUUUUAAUAAUCUUAUUUAUUUUUUAAUAUAUCAAGAUUGAGAUUAAUAUGUAUGACGUUAUGACUGACGUGAUGCACUGUGUAAAAGUUAAAUUACAAAGUUUUGAUCUGAAAAGCCUCACCAUUUUAGCAAUAAGGAAAUGCCCAUUGUGUUAAAUGUGAAGGACUCAAAAAGACUAGUCAGGUAACUGAGGCAUCCCCAAGUAUGUCAGUAUGUUAGAUUAAAUGCCAAAUGUUGUUUUCCCUUAAAUAUUUCAAUGGCAAUAGUAUGUACUUGCCUCUGCACUGGAUUAUAGACCUUUUCAUUUCAGUGUACUAAUAUAAAUGUAUGUAACUAUUUCAAGUAGUGCAUGGUCCUCUGUCUAUUCUAGUUGUUAUUUUGGGGGGCAUUUUGUUAGUAAAAAUGGGUAUUGCUUUUAUUGAAUAGACUAAAAACAUGCCAAAAUAUUGAGAUAUGAACACGGAAAUUCAAUAGCUGUAAAAAUUUCUAUUUUUUUUUUUUAAAUUAUACAUUUCCAUGCUCACAGGAUCAAUGAACCACAUAAACGAGGCCCUUUUCUGCAAUCAACUAAUAUAUAUCCAUAAUUUAAUUUUUUUUACACAUUUAAAUUUUGCCACUUAUUUAGGGUGCAAUGAUAAUUUAUUUUAAAAAAUUUCAGAGGUGUUUGGCCUCUGCACUGGUGCACAUUAAGUUUUAUGAUGCUGCAAAAUUGUUUACGAUAAGCUGUUAGGUGAUGAGUUGGAACAAAUUGACUUGUAUGUGUGUGACAAAGAACAUCAGCACAGUUCAACAUGCCAUGUCUUGAAAACCACAGUUAUUCCAUUGUUACGUUCCUCCUGUUUUUACUUAACAUGAUUCGUUAUGCAUCACAUAUUUCAUUGUCUCUUCAUAUUAUUGAAUCUGAAUUAAUUAAAAUAAUGGGGAUUUUUAAAUAAGUGGUUUUUGAGUGAAUUUUGUGAUUUUAAUUAUUUCUUGUUUUAUACAACAUUGUGAUCUUGAUGGUUAGAUGACACAUCCACCAGGCUUUUAGUUAAGGUUUUAAUGUUGUAGCUGGGGUUACAAAAUCAAUGCAAUCUCAUUUCUAAUAUAUGGGUAACUCCACACCACAGGUCUAUGUGCUAUAGUUGUACCCAUAAGUCUGUAAUCAGCUUAGUGUACAACUCUACACAGAUGCUUAUAAACUGUUCUGUCAAAUUGCUCAACAGGAAGUGCAGUCAGAUUGAACUGUGGAAAGUGAUGGUUUUGUAAACGGUUUGAUUGAAGUGUGUGUGAUGAGACAAUAGCUGCAGUCUAUAAUGGUUUGGCAAGAUUAGGUCAAAAAUUAUUUGACAAAUUUCUUGAAAGUAAAAAAGAAAAGGUAAACCAGACCCUAAAGGUUUCAUUUGGCCCGUGAUAAUAUGGGCUAUAGGUUUGACAACUUUACGCCACAUGAAUAUGGAUCGCUUGAGUAUUUUUAGCUAUUUAAUGGGGGGUGGGGGUUAUUCGUUUUUAAUAUACAUUAGAGUUUGUCAUAAGCGCCUAACCAAAAAGUUUUAAGUAAAUUUUAUUUGAGAGGAAACCAUGGGCUGGACGACCAGCAUAUUUCCAGUCAUUCAAACCUAGUUCAGAACCACAGUAAAUUAG
This is a messenger RNA of Xyrauchen texanus (razorback sucker), 3697 nucleotides long. RefSeq names its product dnaJ homolog subfamily C member 5-like. The transcript is spliced from 7 exons. NCBI's taxonomy places the organism in Eukaryota, Metazoa, Chordata, Actinopteri, Cypriniformes, Catostomidae. The record is from RefSeq and is a predicted model, not a curated record. Bases 144 to 722 code for a protein of 192 amino acids.